AUGGCACAUAUUCAGCUCCAAAUUUUAUCUGAUCUCCAUCUAGAGUCGCCGGCUGCAUACGAUAUUUUUAACAUCAGUCCAAAGGCGCCGUUCUUAGCGUUACUGGGAGAUGUCGGCUACGUCAAGGAUGAGGGGUUUUUCCGUUUUCUUCGCAAGCAGCUGGUGAUCUUCCGUAUUGUUUUCCUGGUCUUAGGCAACCAUGAAGCCUAUCAUAGCAAUUGGGCUAAGACCAAGUUGGACGUGAAACGCUUCAUACACAGUAUUGGUGAUUCCCCUUGCAAGAGCGAGACGCUUGGCAAGCUUGUCCUGCUCGACCGAUCACGCUACGACAUUUCACCAACGCUCACCAUACUUGGAUGCACACUUUUCUCGCGCAUUGUCAAUGAGCAGGCGGAAAGUGUUAGUUUUGGCUUAAACGAUUUCUACCACAUUAGUGAUUGGUCAAUUAAAGCACAUCAGGAAGCGCACAUUGCCGACCUUGCCUGGCUGAAUGGAGAAAUCAGUUCAAUAUCUCGGCUGGAGCCAGAUAGGCGUGUCAUUGUUUUGACUCAUUACAGCCCCUCGACACACGAAAAUGCUGUCGAUCCCAAACAUGGAAACAGUAAUAUUUCAUCUGGAUUUAUGACCGACCUGUCAAGCGAAGACUGCUGGAGGCAUGAGAUUGUUAAACUUUGGGCUUUUGGGCACACGCAUUUUAAUUGUGACUUUCGAGACCCGGUGACCGGAAAAAGGGUGGUAUCAAACCAAAGAGGCUACUAUUUCUCCCAGUCUACAGGUUUUGAAAGCGGGAAGAUCAUCAAGGUUUCAGCUUGGUGA
Aspergillus tanneri is the source of this 816-nucleotide messenger RNA. RefSeq lists its product as uncharacterized. Lineage: Eukaryota; Fungi; Ascomycota; Eurotiomycetes; Eurotiales; Aspergillaceae. Gene Ontology annotation, molecular function: hydrolase activity. The transcript has a single exon. Bases 1 to 816 code for a protein of 271 amino acids. The record is from RefSeq and is a predicted model, not a curated record.